UGAAGAAGAGUCCGACGCCGAGGAAACUGAUGAGAGUGACUAUGAGGAGUCUUAUGAGCUCUCUGGCAUAGAUGAUGAUCCGGAUUUGUGGCAGGAGGACCCAAGAGCGACUGUCCCACCUCUUCAAAGGGAACCCGAUGCGAUGGAAAUCCCGUCCAUAUGGUUGAAUGGAUUUAACGUCAAAGCGAAGCAUUACUAUGCGGCUAGUCUUGUGAAGGAGCCUAGGGAUCCACGUGUAAAAGGUGACAAUGGGGUCCUCAUCAUCUUUGUUGAUACAAUCGAGAAAGGACCAACAGGAAGAACCUAUCUCCAUAUUAUCCGUCACUUUAAAUGGCGUUCUUUGUACCCAAGUGCACCGCACAAUGCCCUUUUAAUGGGUGUUGAUAGGGACAAUGAGCCUUAUGAGCGACGUCUUGCCACAAGUCUCACGAUUCUCAAAGAAGACAUAUCAAUAGAAUACGGGAAGUCUCCACCUUCAGACUACUUCUGCUAUUGGGCAUACAGAUAUCACAGGGAACAACACGAAACAUCCUUCAUCCCUCUAACAAAAGUGCUUUCUAAUGUGCCUCAAAUACACGAACCUUUUCCUUGGGAGGGUGGCGAUGAAUUUUGGAUAGCGGAUUUGUUCAGUGGCGUGGGUGGUUCUUCCUGUGGGUUUAAAGCAGCGGGCUUCAAGUCGGCAGUUGCUGUAGAAAAGGAUUACACAAAGGUCCAUCAGGAAUCUGUCGAAGCAUUUCUUGAGCACACGGGCAAACAAUAUUUAAACCGAAUCAGCGUCUUAUUAAUGAGUCCCCCAUGUCAAGGCUUCUCAAGUGCUAACUCAGGGGGCAAAGAUGAUGCUUCUAACUGUCGUCAAGUUGACACUGUGUCAGAAGCACUAAGAGUCAUUCAGCCACGGUAUUUG
This is a messenger RNA of Acaulospora colombiana, 904 nucleotides long. The record is from the annotation of a GenBank genome assembly. Lineage: Eukaryota; Fungi; Glomeromycota; Glomeromycetes; Diversisporales; Acaulosporaceae.